AUGGCCAACUAUUACUCGAGGCCCCAUGGUGGCCAGCUUCCACUCACGCCUCCAGAUUCGGGAUCUGGCUAUGCCUUCCGCUCGAUGCCGUAUCCUCACGAUCCAUAUGCCUCUCAGACGACACGCCACGAUGUUGCAUACGAGUACCAGACGGGAUUCAUGCCACAAGUGAUUGCCCCAGCGUCGGCGACUUACCCAUAUCAACAGAGCAACUAUUCGUGCACCAGCCUUCCGCCCAUUCAGAGCAGCUACUACGACCACACUGCACAGACUCUGCCUCCCAUGAGGAGCAGUGAGCGUGCCGUCUCUGCGGAAUCCUAUCAGCGACCCACCCAGUCGGAGCAGAGCACUGCGACCACGCGCGAUCAACAGCGUCCAGCCGCGAAGGAAGAGAAGGCUACUGGCGGUGUUUCUGCCAAGCUGGACUACGAGAUGGACCGCAUGACCGACUUCGUCACCGAAGCUGCUCAAUCCAUGUAUGCCCUCCAUCUUUCCCCAAUCUGCAUUGCAGAUAUUGACGUAACCCGAAGUUUCCAGCAUCAGAUGCAGAGCCAUCCGUCGUUCCGAAAAUGGGUUCACCAGGUCUUGUCGGCAACCCGUUUACCAUCCGCAACGAUCUUGCUCAGUUUGCACUACCUCAACGACAGGCUUGCGAAGCACCCAGGAUCGAUUCAGAGCGGCGAGAAUCAGAUUUACCGGCUGCUCGCCGUCGCCCUUGUUCUCGGCAGUAAAUUUCUAGAUGAUAACACCUUCAUCAACCGAUCAUGGUCUGAUGUCACCGCCAUCAAAGUUUCAGAACUCAACCUCCUCGAGAUGAAAUGGCUUGCGCUUAUCCAAUAUCGUCUCCACAUUGAGCCGGACUGUCUCAAGGCCUGGAUUGACUCGUGGCACAAAUACGAUUCUGAAUAUGCUUCCAAGCAUCAGCCAAUUCGCCUGGCACCGCUCGACACUAACUUACACCGUCAAAACCGACACGCGGAUCGCUACUCGCCUUACCCAACUCCACUGACCGCUUCGUCGAAUGCGUUCGAGGUCAUGUCCAUGCCCGCGCGUUCCAUGCCAUACCUGACACCGUAUUCGGCGGUCGACCCUUGGUCCUCAUCUCGAGGCCUAGACGGGAUGUACAAAUCUCAGCAGCACUAUCAAUUCCAGAGUUACGACCCAGUAACCGAUGCAGCACGCCGAGCUUCCGAGGAACAUGCUCGACAGGUCGCCUAUGCCUAUCCGCAGAGCGCACACCCUUCGUACUAUCCUGCAUUGUCUUCGUACGGCAACGUUUGGGACCAACGAGGCUGGACGAACAACACUCAUCGCUUCGACUGCUCCUGCUCCACUUGUGCAUAUCAAGCUCACUACCGGCCAUACACCAUGACUUCUGGCUACAACGCCACCCAGUCAGUCAUGGGAUAA
Messenger RNA from Dissoconium aciculare CBS 342.82, 1410 nucleotides. RefSeq lists its product as uncharacterized. Gene Ontology annotation, molecular function: protein kinase binding; cyclin-dependent protein serine/threonine kinase regulator activity. The transcript has 2 exons. Gene Ontology annotation, cellular component: nucleus; cyclin-dependent protein kinase holoenzyme complex. The record is from RefSeq and is a predicted model, not a curated record. NCBI's taxonomy places the organism in Eukaryota, Fungi, Ascomycota, Dothideomycetes, Mycosphaerellales, Dissoconiaceae. Bases 1 to 1410 code for a protein of 469 amino acids. Gene Ontology annotation, biological process: regulation of cyclin-dependent protein serine/threonine kinase activity.